UUGUCAUGUACGUUCUAUUUUUAUCAAUUUCCAUAAGUGGAUGGCUACAGAAACCCAAGCUAGCGACGUGUCUAAUGGCGCUGACGGGAGGAUUUCGCGCGCGAUUGUGACGGAUUCGUGGCAUUUUUUACGCCAGCUGAUUCAUAAGAUUUCACAUUUUGGUGAUCUUAAAUUCACAAUCAAGUAUCGUAGUGACUAUAAAACACAAAAUAUAUUGAAUUUUAAUCGUAAAUAUGCAUUUAAAUGACUCUUGAAAAAAAUUCUCCCGCCAACCUGCAGGGGGCACGCUGCCCGUACACCCUCGUAGAGCUCUCAUUUUUCUUGUGAUUUCGUCGAUAUUUUAGUGGAAGCAUUUCCAGUUCUAUAAUCGCCCUCUACAAUGGCUCAGGCAGGUUCCUCCUGUGAAACCGGUGAUAAGAGAUUGAACCUGAAGAGGAAGAGAAACUCCACAGAUGAUGAGGUUGAGAACAUGCCCCCAGCGAAGAUUUCACAAAAAUUAGAAGAUGAAUUACAUGAUCAGGCAGCUCAUAAUGUAGUUGUUGAAUCAUCAUCUUGCUCCAGUGAUGAUGAAGUGUACACAAGCAGUGAACAACCAAGGAGUGUUUAUACAGACAUAGAUUAUAAUGCAGAUAGUUUUCUAAGCCCACCGAGUAUACCUGAACUACCAAACUGUGUUCUUAGUCCCUUGGAAAAUGUGGUGAGAGGUGACUCUACACCACACUCUAACAAAAGGCCCAGCACCACUAAGCCCCAAUGCCCAUCGCCUCCCAAACGCAAGUGUCCCCUCCCCGGGCUGUCCUGGGCAGACCCAGCGGAUGUGUGGCGGAGUAUGUGUGAAUGUGAUGCUCUGUCCAGCAUGAAGAAGAACCCCAAUAUGUUUGAUAAUCACCCCAAUUUGCAACCGAGAAUGAGAGCCAUUUUAUUGGACUGGUUGAACGAGGUAUGUGAAGUAUACAAACUGCAUAGAGAAACGUUUCACCUGACCGUGGACUACGUCGACCGAUACCUGUCCAACACUGACGAUGUGCAGAAGGGCUGCUUGCAGCUUAUCGGUAUAACAUGCCUCUUCAUAGCAGCAAAAGUGGAAGAGGUAUACCCGCCUAAGAUCGGUGAAUUCGCGUACGUAACCGAUGGCGCAUGUACCACAGACGAGAUCCUUUUAGAAGAGCAACUAAUCCUGAAAGUUCUAUCCUGGAGUAUAACACCCAUAACGAUAAACAGCUGGUUGAACAUAUACAUGCAAUUGGCCAGUGAGGGUAGAAGUGCAAAAAGAAGACUGCUCGGUGAAAGGGAUGUGGGAGCGAAUGCGUUAAGAGGAUAUACGUUCGUGUUUCCCCAAUAUUCGUCGCUGGAGUUCGUGGUGUGUGGCCAGUUGGUGGAUCUUGCCGUGUUACAUGUUGACGUGAACCAGUUCGCGUAUAGUGCGGUCGCGGCCGCGGCUAUAGCGCACGCGUUUAAUAAGGAUCUGGCUAUGCGCGUGUCGGGCUACAGCUGGGAAGCGCUAUCCCCCAGCUACGCGUGGCUGCAGCCGUUCGCGCUUGUAGUGCAGCGGGCGGGCGGGGUGCGCGUGGUGCGCGGCGCGGACGGCGAGCACGUGCAGCGCGCCGCCGGCCUGCAGCUCAUCUGCCCCGACCUCAACCUGGACGAGAGCCACCGCAUACAGGCGCACAACGUCACGCUGGACAUGUUUGAUAAAGUCUACGAGCUGAUGCUAGAGAGCAGCAGCCAGGACUCCGCCCCGCAGCACGUGUACCCGCCCACGCCGCCGCAGUCCGACCACAAGAGCCCUAAGACCCCCUCCGCUACACCCUCCACAAGACUGUCUCCGCUACCUGAAAUGAGGCUCGGAGAAGUCUGAUGAAGCCAGUGAAAGUGACUAGUGUUGUGAAUAAACUGUAGAUUAUUGUGUUUAUAGUGAUGGGACAGUUAGAACUGUGAAGUAUAAUAAUGAUAAAAAAUGAUGGUCAUAUACUAUAGUAUAACGAUGUUAAAUGUGGAAACUGUACCAUAACUUUUAUUGGUUAAAUUGAUAGAAUACACAGGUAUUCAGUAAGGGAAAGACUGACCUAAGUGAUGCAUGUCACUGAUAACUGUAAAGUGAUAUGUAAUGUCUGAUUUGUGUAAACUCGUUUCUCCUAAAGGUUGGCGAUUAUAUUUUUUGAGAUAGAUGAACUACUAUUAGAAAUGAACCCAGACAACUAGAAUGGGUUCAUUUCAAAUUAUAGUACGAUUCAAACUUAAUGGCGGCUCGGAACAUCGUACGAUCCGAUGCGCACAAAACAAUUUUAGGUAUUAGCGGGACAUUAAGUGACCAGAGCACGUAUCACGAUACACGUAUCUCCAGCUUACGUCAAUCUCACACAUUCAUAAUCGAUUCUAUUAAACUUUACGCUCACAGAAAGCCACUUGUCUAGGGGGGCUGUGCGCACCCGCACUCGCACCUGCACCUAACUUCCGAACCGCCAUUAAGUUUGAAUCGAACUGUAAUAAACAUUUUAUUCUAAGGUAAUCAAGACUUAAUGCUAUGCAUUACAGGAAUGUGAUAAUGAAUUCAAAUGGAGUUAAUGAUUUAAGAGUACUUUAAACUCAAUAAAAAAUCCAUAUGUUACUAGGAAAAAAUAAACAUUAACUGUUUAUAAAAAUUAAUUGAAGCUGUCUUAGAAAAUCUUUAUCUACUACUUUUGCUCUGAGAAAGGCUGAGAAAGGAAACAAGGUAUAAGUGAAUAAAUCUAAUACAAUGUCUUCAAGUUAUGGCACUAACAUUGUUUAUAAAGAAAAGUUUUUACAUCUUUCUCAUCAUCAAACCAUUAGAAUUUACAUAAAGUUUUUUUUUUUUUUUUUGCUACCAUUAUUGCAUGCAGAAAAAAUGAAAUGUUUAUUUAAAUAAAAAACAUUUUUCGGUAUGAAAUCGUAAAAAAAUAAAUAAAUGAAUUUUUCCUUUUCGUAAGGCUAACAUUUAAAAUCAUCUAGGAAGGCAUAUUAAAAUAUUAUUUUCAGCUAGCAAUUUAUUGUUGUAAAAACAAAAUUAAAUGUUGAAGAUAUUAGGGCUAAUAGACGGCCUAGUUGAAGAAAUUUUCGGUAUUUUAAAGGAAAUAUAAAAAUUUAUUUAAAUAACGGUAAAUCAGAACUUGCUCACGAUUAAAAUUUCAAAAUUAACUUAUGCUAGAUGCUUUGUCCAAAACUGAAUAUGUGUGUAUUUAUUUUUCAAUUUUUUUUUUAUGGAAAUGGUACCUAAAUUUGUAAAUAGCCAAAGCAUAAUACCUUAAUAUAUUAUAUUAUGUAAUUACAAAACUACUUAUAAUUGUAAAUAUUAGUUUAAACUUCUUUCUUUGUCAAUAACAGGAACAUCUGUCUCCUAUCACAUAUGUUAUGUGAAGCACUAAUUUAUUAUAUAAACUUAUCAAUAUAAAAUUUGUUAACAUAAGUAAAUGAUUUAUCCAGAUUAAAAAAAUAUUACUUGAAAUAAAAUAUAAUUUGGUACAGAAUUUCAGUAAAAAACGACCUCAUAUUACUAACUUUAUACUAAAGUGUGGUUUGGCAAAUUAAUAUACUAAAAUACUAAUGCCUGAUUGUGCAUGUUACUAACACAUAUUAUGAGGUCGGUCAAAUUAUAAAAAAUACUUUCGAAAAAAUUAAUUCAACUGAAAAAAUUAUAGUUUAAUAAUAGGUUCGUGUACAAAAAUUAAUCUCGACGUAAGAUUCAUUAAUCUUUCUUACAUUCCAAUUUCAUAUUCACAAAUUGCAAAUAUAUUUUUAUAAAACAGAUCAUAGUAAUAAGAAUCAAUGCAACUACUUACUUGCAUGCCUUUUAUUAAGAAAUAAUAAAAAAUCAUUUAUGGUUUAUUACAUCAAGCCCUCCUUUUUCCAAUGCAAUGUUAACAUUAUUAGCCAAAGACUUCUGGAUAAGAGCUUUAACCAGAUGUUAAAUUAGUAGCGAAAUAUUUAUCGUAAAUUAAUUCAAAUUUAUAUAAAUUAUCUCGGUAAUAGACUAAGUAGGUCCAAAUUAUAAUUGAAAUAAUAUUUCGAUUAACAUGGAAAAUAAUAUCUAUAAAAUUAAAUAAGAAGCUUAUAUACUGAUUAUUUUUAAUUUGUUUAAAUUCCAUGAAACAAAUCACAUCAUUUUCGUAUUUUAAGUCGCUUAUUGCUUUAUUAUUUAUACAAUUUUCUAACUGUAUAUAUUUCUAAAUGUUAACUUUCAAUAGCACUGAUGCUAUGUUGAAUAGAACUGACUUAAUGUUAUUUUGACUCACUUAAAAUUAGUGAACAACUUGUUAUAGAAAUGUGUUAUAAUUUAAAAAAUGUUCAGUACAUAGCAUGUAUUUGAAACGUUGUAUGCUUACAAAACUGCAUGUUCUUUAUUUAAUUUACUUAAUAAUUGAUGUUACAUAAAAAAUAAAAUCAGUUGUACAACUGAGAAAAAUAGAAAUUGAGUUUGUAGUUCAAGUUUGAACAAUUAUCCGGGUAUUGGGGUUCUAUCGGACGCACAGAAUAUAUUAUUUUAUUAUUUAUAUGACAUACUUGUUUCGAGUGAUUCUUAUGUAAAACUGACAUCUGUAUAUUUUAGAGCGAAAAAUGCAGAAUUAUCACAAUUUAGCAAAAUUUGCGGUGCCGAUAGAUGCUCAUUUAGUAAAUAAAAAUUGUAGGAAUAAGUCCAACGAUUACGCUUAUAACCCAAGGCGGGCUCGCCUUAUAAAUAAGACUUAGAUUGUUAAUAUAUAAAAAUUUAACCAUAUUCAUAGCGAAUAGGAAUAAGUUAUUUUAUAUCAAUUUAUUUGUAACUUUGUCUCUGGACUUUGGUCACUGGCGUUCACGAGCGAUUGUAUAGCGGCGAUUUGAAAUGCUUCCAAUAAAAUCUACUAAUACUUGAAUAAAAAAACCUUUAUGCAAAUAAGAUGCAUAUAAUGUUCCUAUUAACAUUUCCAGCAAUUUUUUAAAAGCCUUUUCGCACACGUAAAUUCCUCAAGACACAUUUUUUUUUGUACAUAGAACUGACUAAAUUUUUCAAUAAGUUUACGUGUGUGAAAGGCCCUAGUGUAAGGCGCCGUCAUACAAACGCUCGCAGUUUUGCCAAAGCGUGUGUGAUCUCAUAGUGGAAGUGUUUGUAUAGUGCAAUAGUACAUCGUUCCACUCGUUUUGAUGUAAUUUUGAAUGGCGAAUAGUAUUAAAUAAAUGGUGUUGAUGAUCUUUUUCAAUCAAA
Colias croceus (clouded yellow) is the source of this 5197-nucleotide messenger RNA. RefSeq names its product G1/S-specific cyclin-E (gene Cyce). Gene Ontology annotation, molecular function: cyclin-dependent protein serine/threonine kinase regulator activity. Gene Ontology annotation, biological process: regulation of cyclin-dependent protein serine/threonine kinase activity; G1/S transition of mitotic cell cycle. The transcript has 9 exons. Gene Ontology annotation, cellular component: cytoplasm; nucleus; centrosome. The record is from RefSeq and is a predicted model, not a curated record. NCBI's taxonomy places the organism in Eukaryota, Metazoa, Arthropoda, Insecta, Lepidoptera, Pieridae. The coding region runs from base 380 to 1858 and encodes 492 amino acids.